AUGGUACACCAAACCGAGUGUGCGAAGAUGCCUAGAUUGAAACGACAGCUCUCAUUUGAGUCCAACUUUCUCGCAGCUAUCGAGGACCAGACUGACGGUCAUGGCUUGAACAUAGGCUGCUGUAUGCAUACUAGGGCAGCUGUUGGUUCUCAUGGAAGGGUAUCUCGUGAGGAGUUCGCCAAGCUGUGGAAGGAGCGUGUCACUGACCGCUAUCCUCGAUAUCGUUCCCGUAUCUACAGCAGUCCUUCGCUCUUGGGCUUGGAUGUACACUACAAUGUGGAGGAUCUCGGCGAGGACUUUGAUGUCCUUUCAAUCGUCGAUGAAGUUAAGGCUGAUGACGUCCUCAGGGAGCGUCCUCAGAGUAUGAGUGCGGUUGAGACGGUCGUCGAGAGGAUCAUGACGACGCCUUUUGAUGAGCAUCUGCCUCCCAUCAAGUUCGUCUUGGUGCAAGGAGAGGACGGGAAUACUACUAUAGUCAGCAAGCUACACCAUGCCUUAGCUGAUGGCUUCUCGAGUAUUAUGGCUCUAUUGGAGCUCACUGAUCCAAUGCCCGAUACGCAAUUGAGGGGGUCGGCGAACGGUGUUGGUGAUGGGUCGUCGAGGCUGUCUGAGGAUGAUGUGAAUUCGAAGACUUCAAGGCUUGCAUCCGGACUAUGCAUCUUGUGGCAGUGGCUGAAGCUCAUCCCAUGGGCAAUUUAUAUGCUUCUGGUAUUUUCCGUUCUACCCGAUUCUUAUACGAGUUUGCAUCCAACAUUCUCGAGACGUGGACGUUUGGAAGUUCGUUUCGGGAAGGAAGUGUCUGUGGAAGAUCUGAAGGUUGUCUCUCGAGCGACCGGGGCUAAAAUCAAUGACGUGAUUCUGGCCUUGCUGGCGGGCGCGGCUCGACGAUAUUUGCUUGCUGAGGCGGUGAAGAACGGGAAAGAGAUUGGCGAUCCCGCAUCGUUGCGUAUGGGCUUCCAGUUUACGGCUAAUAUGAGGUCUAUGAAUGAUAAACCAAGGAUUGGGGGUGGGGGGAACGAAUCUUGGGUCUUUUCGGUGCCGUUGUCCUUGCACGCAGACGUUCGCGAGAGGAUACGAGAUGCUCAGCUGCAGACCGGCCGGCUCAAGUCUUCUCCCGCCUUCCUUUUUGGUAGAGUAUUCAUACGUUUCUGUGGGCUUUUCAUGAACUUGCCGUUAUUUCGUCCACUUCUCAUUCAAUCGAUUUGCGGCGGGCGUUAUUUACUGGGGAAAACCCUCACAGUGACCAACGUCCGAGGUCCCCGGAAUGUCCGUUCAGUGUGUGGAAGGGAAAUCGUUGGGUUGCAGUGUUACGUCAGCUAUCCACAAACGUUUACUGUUGUCACCUAUAACGGACGGAUGAGCACCACUAUUUGCACUGAUGAAGCCACAGUUGAUGCCGAGGUGAGUCUUAGAGCAUCUAGCCAUUGUAGUUAA
Messenger RNA from Perkinsus marinus ATCC 50983, 1434 nucleotides. RefSeq lists its product as hypothetical. Bases 1 to 1434 code for a protein of 477 amino acids. The transcript is spliced from 8 exons. Lineage: Eukaryota; Perkinsozoa; Perkinsida; Perkinsidae. Gene Ontology annotation, cellular component: plasma membrane. Gene Ontology annotation, biological process: triglyceride biosynthetic process. The record is from RefSeq and is a predicted model, not a curated record. Gene Ontology annotation, molecular function: diacylglycerol O-acyltransferase activity; long-chain-alcohol O-fatty-acyltransferase activity.